AUGGCUUCAAUCAUCAAGCUAUCUGUCUUUCUCCUUCCAUUGCUGUUUGCAUCUCUGGUUCUUGCCCAUACCAAUCCAUCGAAUGAUCCCAAUUACAUAACCGACGACGGCAAUGAACCAUGCACCCCCGGAGCCUCCCCCCCUGGCGAUGGCGCAGGCCCUAAUAAAGAUUGCCCCAAUAAGAACAAAGGCCAAGGAGGCGGUGGCGGAAUCCCUAAUAAAGAUUGCCCCAAUAAGAACAAAGGCCAAGGAGGUGGAGGAGCCGCUCCUGCUGACGGAAAAGGCGGUGCAGGAAAAGGCGCGAUUUACGGAGGUAACGAUGUUAAGGCAUCGUUCUUUGGUCCACCGCUAUACCAACAGCCCCCGUUGGAGUCGAAAUAUAUGGGCGAAUGGAAGAUACAUAACCCUAACGCUGGCGUUUCCGCCAUGCAAUAUCAGUUGAUGCCAAAUAACAGAGCCGUUUGGUUCGAUACCACCAACCUCGGUCCAUCGGCUCUAGAACUCGGCCCGAAAGGAAACUGUCCACCGAAUCCCGACACUAACAACGAACCCGAUUGCUUUGCUCAUGCCGUAUCAUACGACAUUGAGUCCGGCGUCACCACCCCAGUUUAUAUCCGGACCGAUCCAUGGUGCUCAUCGGGACACUUGUUGCCAAACGGCGACCUCAUGUCUACCGGAGGUAAUAAAAUGGGUUUUAGAAGUGUUCGAAUUCUAAGUGGGAAUACUCCGACUCCAAAGUUCGAAGAACGAGAAAACGCUCUUGGUGCUAACAGAUGGUAUCCAUCCAACUGUGUUCUGGAAGACGGGAGCGCGGUGGUCGUCGGAGGUCGCGACGCCUAUAGUUACGACCUCGUGCCACCACAAGUGGACGGAAAAACCCAAUUGUUCGAUUUCCCGUUCCUCAAACAAACCACCGAUCCCCCCGUCAUCCAAGGCUUUUACGUUGAAAACAACCUUUACCCGUUCGUUUUCCUACUCCCCGACGGCAACGUAUUCAUCUUCGCCAACGACCGCGCCAUCGCUUUCGAUCCAAAAACCGGCAAGACCGUGAAGGAGUUCCCACCGUUGGAAGGCACCUCCCGCAACUAUCCCUCCUCCGGUAUGUCCGCUCUUUUCCCGCUGCGGCUCAGCCCUAAAUUCGAUCAACCGAUUAACGUCGAGGUGGUGGUUUGCGGCGGCAACAGCCACGACGCCAUCAACCAGGUGGACAAAAAGUACACCCAAAACCCAGUCUUCGUACCGGCGAACGCCGAUUGCAACCGAAUCAAAGUCAUGGCUGAUAAACCGGUAUGGGAGAAAGAACAAGACAUGCCGACACCAAGAACCAUGGGAGAUCUCCUCCAACUUCCCAACGGCCAAUUCCUUCUGAUCAACGGCGCCAAAAAAGGUUGCUCCGGUUGGGAAGACGGUGAAGAUCCUAACCUAACUCCGACCGUCUAUAUGCCGGAAAAAGAAAUGGGUAAAAGAUUCAAAGAACUACAACCGACAACCAUCCCCAGGAUGUACCAUUCCGUUUCAUCGGUUCUUCCCGACGGUAAGAUUCUGGUCGCCGGAAGCAACGCCCACCAGUUCUACACUUUCGAUGGUCCAUAUUACCCAACAGAACUACGAGUAGAGAAAUUCUCACCCCAUUAUCUCGACCCCACAUUCGAUAAAGAGCGUCCGGUGAUCAACUUCGGUACCGACAUCGUUCUGAAAUACGGGAAACCGUUCAAGGUGACGUUCACGAUGAAGCCGGACAAGCAGUUGGGGUAUGGAGAUAUCAUCGUGACAUUAUUGUAUCCGCCGUUUACUACUCAUGGUUUCAGUCAGAAUCAGAGGAUGAUCAUUCUUGGGGUUGAAGGAGUGGACAAGAAUGUGGUCUCCGCCGUGGCUCCGCCGUCUGGAAAGAUCGCACCGCCGGGAUACUAUUUGUUGUUUGUGAACAACCGUAGUGUGCCAAGCGCAGGCAUCUGGGUGCAUCUUGACUAG
Messenger RNA from Cynara cardunculus var. scolymus (artichoke), 1971 nucleotides. RefSeq names its product aldehyde oxidase GLOX1-like. Lineage: Eukaryota; Viridiplantae; Streptophyta; Magnoliopsida; Asterales; Asteraceae. The record is from RefSeq and is a predicted model, not a curated record. Bases 1 to 1971 code for a protein of 656 amino acids. The transcript is spliced from 4 exons.